ACCUCCAUGGUUGGUGGGCUAUUCUCAGUCCAGCAGUGAGACAGAGGUGCUUAAAAACUCCUGUAACUGAUCCACACGCACCAGUGGAACACACACUAACACGCCACCACCACGCCAGAGUCACAGCAGUGCUAAGAAUGAUCCACCCCCCAAACAAUACCUGCUCUGUGGUGGUCCUGUGGGGUUCUGUGUAUAUGUGCAUGUAUAUACACAUUAUUCCCACCACAUACUGACAGCCAUCACCUUCAUACGGCGGAUAAGUAAAUCCUGAUUCUCCUUGCACAAGUUGUUUUAAGCGCUGCGUAUGACAUUGUUGAAUAUUUCAGAAGCUCUGCAGAUCAACUCGUGCUCAGCCUACACACUGUUCACUGUAAUACCCCAGUGGUCACUAUGGCACACACGGCACGGUCCGGCACGGAGCUCGCGCAUCAGCAGGCACUGAUGCUGAUUUACUCCCUUUUGCCCCCUCGUGCCAUGGAUACUGGGACGGGGCAGGUGGGGCCUCUGCGUCACGUGACGUGUGACGUGGCCCGAUUCAGAAGGAGCAGCGGCUGCUGCUGCAGGAAACGGGCUCGCGCUCCCAUCGCCAGCGGACUGCCUACACAAGUGCCAACCGCGCCUGUUUCGCUUUCCUCUCCUUAAACGAUUCAGGUCCUGCAGACUGCAGUGAUGGGACGUUACUGUCUUUCAGAGAGAAGGUAGGAGACGGAGGAUUGGAAGGUGAAGAAAUCCCCCCACACCCACCACCACCACCACCCCAAAGCAUCUGCAACAGCAUCGAAUCGGGAUCUGAAAAGGGGAAAACUUGACUCAGCUGCUUCACAUUUCGGAGGCGUCAUUUCUUGCCUUUUCGGCCACUUCACAUUCCCGCUGUAUGGGAGACGAACGCAGCUGGCACGAGGCGCAUCUCUGUGGAAAGGAUUGUGUAACAUGGGCAGGUAAACUUCAGGCUGGGAUGACACUGCUUGAAUGGAGGUAACUGAAAACAUGUGUUUAGUCCCCUUUUUGGCCGGAAUCGUUUACGAUUUGCUGUAAAAACAAAAACAAACAAAAAAAACAAAACAAAACAAAAAACUAUUUUUCACCCCCCUCGCGCGCUGUGCUUGGCGAACGUGCUGCUGGAUGGGAUGCACGCUCCGUACGGAUGAAGCCUCGUGGCCGGGAGCACCUCGCGCGUUGUGAUGCUUCUUCUCCCUGCCCUGUCUCCUGCCCAGCCUGAUUUCCGAGCUCCAAUCCGUGCGUUUCCAGAAUGGCCCGCUUCGAAGACGACCUGCCGGCCCGCUAUGGAGGGACAGGCUCUCCGUCUUCGGGUCCGGGGAGAGGCGCGAGCCGGCAGCCAGGCCCCCCGGGCGCCCAGCGGAUGUACAAACAGACAAUGGCCCAGAGAGCCCGCACAAUGGCCAUCUACAACCCCAUACCCGUCAAACAGAACUGCCUCACCGUUAACCGCUCUCUCUUCAUCUUCAGCGAGGAUAACGUGAUUCGGAAGUAUGCAAAGAAAAUAACCGAGUGGCCUCCAUUUGAGUACAUGAUCCUCGCUACUAUCAUAGCAAACUGCAUUGUCCUGGCCUUGGAGCAGCAUUUACCUGCAGGCGACAUGACUCCAAUGUCACAGCGACUGGAUGACACAGAGCCCUACUUCAUUGGCAUCUUUUGCUUCGAGGCUGGAAUUAAGAUCAUCGCUCUUGGCUUUGCUUUUCAUAAAGGCUCCUACCUCCGUAAUGGGUGGAAUGUAAUGGAUUUCGUCGUCGUGCUGACAGGGCUUUUGACCACUGUUGGAGCAGACUUUGACUUGAGGACACUCAGGGCAGUGCGAGUCUUGCGGCCACUUAAGCUGGUGUCUGGAAUUCCCAGUCUUCAGGUGGUCCUGAAGUCCAUCAUGAAAGCCAUGGUGCCUCUGCUGCAGAUCGGCCUGCUGCUCUUCUUUGCCAUCCUGAUGUUUGCCAUCAUCGGCCUGGACUUCUACAUGGGCAAAUUCCACCGCACCUGCUUCAAGAACGACACAGGUGAGCAGGCAGCUGAGUUUCCAUGUGGAUUGGAGCCUCCGGCGCGGACCUGUGAAUUCGGCACACACUGCCGGGAGUUUUGGAUAGGCCCCAAUUUCGGCAUUACCAAUUUCGACAACAUCCUCUUCGCUAUACUCACUGUCUUCCAGUGCAUUACCAUGGAGGGCUGGGUGGAAAUCCUUUACAAUGCCAAUGACGCCUCUGGAAACACCUGGAACUGGCUGUAUUUCAUCCCCCUCAUCAUCAUCGGCUCCUUCUUCAUGCUGAACCUGGUUCUGGGUGUGCUGUCAGGGGAGUUUGCUAAGGAACGUGAGCGGGUGGAGAAGAGGCAGGAGUUUCUGAAGCUGCGCAGACAGCAACAGAUUGAAAGAGAGCUCACAGGAUACCUUGAGUGGAUCUGUAAAGCAGAGGAAGUCAUGCUUGCUGAGGAGGAUAAGAACGCAGAGGAGAAGUCUCCCCUGGACGGUGCCUGGUACAAGAGAAAGUGCAACAACCCAGUGUUGAAAAGAUCCAAGAAGAGCAAAAAUGACCUCAUCAAUGCAGAAGAAGGAGAAGACCAUUUCACUGACAUCUCAUCAGUCGCACCCCAGGGUUCUCCGUUUGCCCGGGCCAGUGUGAAGAGCAGCAAGAAUGAGAGCUCCUCGUACUUCCGGAGGAAAGAGAAGAGGAUCCGCUUCUUCAUCCGCCGCAUGGUGAAGUCACAGGGCUUCUAUUGGACUGUGCUAUGCCUGGUGGGCUUGAACACACUGUGUGUGGCCAUUGUGCACUACGAGCAGCCCGAGUGGCUCACCUAUGCACUCUAUUUGGCAGAGUUUGUGUUUCUGGGCUUGUUCUUGACUGAGAUGAGUCUGAAGAUGUACGGUCUUGGGCCCAGGAGUUACUUCCACUCCUCCUUCAACUGCUUCGACUUUGGGGUGAUUGUGGGAAGCAUUUUUGAGGUGAUAUGGGCCGCAGUUAAACCUGGUGCCUCUUUUGGCAUCAGUGUGUUACGAGCUCUGCGUCUGCUGAGGAUCUUCAAGGUUACAAAGUAUUGGAACUCCUUACGGAACUUGGUGGUUUCUCUGCUCAACUCUAUGAAGUCCAUCAUCAGUCUGCUCUUCCUUCUGUUCCUCUUCAUUGUGGUGUUUGCUCUGCUGGGGAUGCAGCUCUUUGGGGGCCAGUUUAAUUUUGAAGAAGAAACCCCAACGACAAACUUUGACACAUUUCCAGCUGCCAUUUUGACAGUAUUCCAGAUUCUGACAGGAGAAGACUGGAAUGCAGUAAUGUAUCAUGGGAUUGAAUCUCAGGGAGGGGUGAAGCGUGGUAUGUUCUCUUCUGUCUACUUCAUCGUCCUCACUCUGUUCGGAAACUACACUCUCCUCAAUGUGUUCUUGGCCAUUGCUGUUGACAACCUCGCCAAUGCACAGGAACUCACUAAGGAUGAGCAGGAACAGGAAGAGGCUAUCAGUAAGAAGUUGGCUCUGCAGAAAGCUAAAGAGGUGAAGGAAGUCAGCCCCAUGUCAGCUGCUAACAUCUCUCUCACAGCUUUUAUAAGGCCAAAUGGAGGUGCACUGUCACACAGCUCCUCCCACUCCGGCUCUGAUUCACCGAGUUAUGUCUGCUCCCCUGCCCAUCACUACUUGAGUAAAGAGCAGCGGCGCUCUCUGAAGAUGAUGUCCGUGUGGGAGCAGCGCACCGCACAGAUCCGUAAACACAUGCGGGCCAGCAGUGAGGCACUCUACUCUGAGGAGCUCAACCCACGUCUGGCCUCCAGCCAGCACCUGCGCCCUGACCUUACCACCCACCUUGACCGGCCACUGGUGGUGGAGCCACGCUGCUGGGACGAGCCUAGGAAUAUGCAGAGCCAGCCCGGGACUCCUCAGGAUGCCCCUGAUCCCCACAUGAUGGAGCCUCCGCAGUCGCACCUGCCCCGGAAGCACCACCGACGGCGGGAACGUCAAUCUGAUGAAACACAGGAGAAUGGAGAGACGACAGGAAACUCACGGGAAGGCCGGCGGCACGUCCACCACAGCCGCAGCAGCAAAGAGCCCGAGGGCACACAAUGCAAAGAGGGCAAAGGGGAGUGCAGCCGCAGCCGUGACGGGGCACGCAGGCACCACCACCAGCAGGGGUCAACAGACGAGGCCAAGAGCGGAGAGAGGGAACACCGACACCACCAUUCGCAUAGAACCAGCCGAGAGGGUAAUGGCAUCCUGAGCAGUGGUGGUAGGAGUGAGAGACGCUCCCAUCAUAGAGACGGAUCACGCUCAGGGAUGCGAGAGGGAGACAGGCGUGGGGAGGAUGGAGUAAACGGGGGAAGGAGGAGGCACCGGCAGAGAGCAGGCAGGGCCCAGUCCACGCUGGAUGGUGAAGAGCAGAGAGAAAACGGGCAGAUGGAAGAGGGCAAGUCUCCAGGACACAGGCAUACAGAAAUGGGCGGAGAUUCUCCAGCAGCCACGCCUCAGCAGCCUACAGUGGGGAAUAGGUGGGGUCUGGAGAAACCAGAGGAUUCAGACAACCAGAGAAACGUCAGCCGCACAGGGGGUCUGGGAGUGCACAUACCGGUCACCAUCACCUCUCCGCCAGGGGAGACCACUCUCAUACCCAUGAACAGUAUUGACAGUGAAACUGUGCCCAUGACGGAGAAGAACCUGGAGGAGGUGAACCAGAGUGGCCCUCGGCCCAUCCUGCCCUACAGCUCUAUGUUCAUCUUCAGCCAGACUAACCCGGUGAGGCGUCUGUGUCACUACAUAGUCAGUCUGCGCUACUUUGAGAUGUGUAUCUUGGUGGUAAUAGCCAUGAGCAGCAUUGCUCUGGCUGCGGAAGACCCGGUCCAGGCCAACGCCCCUCGCAACAAUGUGCUGAAGUAUUUGGACUAUGUCUUCACUGGUGUGUUCACAUUCGAAAUGGUGAUUAAGAUGGUGGAUUUGGGCUUGCUGUUACACCCAGGCUCAUACUUCAGAGACCUGUGGAAUAUUCUGGACUUCAUUGUGGUCAGUGGAGCUCUGGUGGCGUUUGCAUUCUCGAGCUUCAUGGGAUCGCAUCAAAGUGUAAACAGACCCAAACGAGGGACCAAAGGCAAAGACAUUAGCACCAUCAAAUCUCUCAGAGUGUUACGAGUGCUUCGACCACUGAAGACUAUCAAACGGUUACCAAAGCUGAAGGCUGUCUUCGACUGUGUGGUGAACUCCCUGAAGAAUGUGUUGAACAUCUUCAUCGUCUACAUCCUCUUCAUGUUCAUCUUCGCUGUCAUUGCUGUGCAGCUCUUCAAGGGCAAGUUCUUCUACUGCACAGAUGAGUCCAAAGGACUGCAGAAGGACUGCAGAGGGCAGUUCCUGGACUAUGACAAAGAUGAGGUCUCAGCCGAAACCAGGUUAUGGAAGAAGUACGAUUUCCACUAUGAUAAUGUACUGUGGGCUUUCCUCACCCUCUUCACUGUGUCCACAGGAGAAGGCUGGCCAACGGUUCUGAAGCACUCUGUGGAUGCCACCUUUGAGGACCAGGGUCCCAGUCCAGGCUACCGUAUCGAGAUGUCCAUUUUCUAUGUGGUUUACUUUGUUGUCUUCCCCUUCUUCUUUGUCAACAUCUUUGUGGCCUUGAUAAUCAUCACAUUCCAGGAGCAGGGGGAUAAGGCAUUGUCUGAGUGUACUCUGGAGAAGAAUGAGAGAGCCUGUAUCGACUUUGCCAUCAAUGCCAAGCCACUGACCCGCUAUAUGCCCCAAAGCCAGCAGUCCUUCCAGUACAGGAUGUGGAAGUUUGUGGUGUCACCACCUUUUGAAUACUCCAUCAUGAUUAUGAUUGCUCUCAACACUGUGGUCCUCAUGAUGAAGUUCCAUGAUGCCCCUGUGUUUUAUGAAGCGAUGCUGAAGUAUCUCAACAUUGUCUUUACUGCCCUCUUCUCAUUGGAGUGCAUUCUUAAGAUCAUUGCUUUUGGCCCUUUGAAUUACUUGAAGGAUGCCUGGAACGUGUUUGACUUUGUGACGGUGCUGGGGAGCAUUACUGAUAUUCUAGUCACCGAAUUUAAAAUGGCGAACCGUCUGCUAAAUCUGAGUUUCCUGAGGCUCUUCCGAGCAGCCCGUCUCAUCAAGCUCCUCCGCCAGGGUUAUACCAUCCGCAUCCUCCUAUGGACCUUUGUCCAGUCAUUUAAGGCCCUGCCUUACGUUUGCCUUCUUAUCGCUAUGCUUUUCUUUAUUUACGCCAUCAUAGGAAUGCAGGUGUUUGGAAACAUCGAAUUAAAUGAGGACACUGCCAUCAACCACCACAACAACUUCCGCACGUUCCUGCAAGCUCUCAUGCUGCUCUUCAGGAGUGCUACAGGGGAGGCCUGGCAUGAGAUCAUGCUGUCGUGCCUGAGUCACCGUGUAUGCGAUGAGCGCUCGGGCACUCAGGGGAAGGAGUGUGGCAGUGACUUCGCCUACUUCUACUUUGUCUCCUUCAUCUUCCUCUGUUCCUUCCUGAUGCUGAACCUGUUUGUGGCUGUGAUCAUGGAUAAUUUUGAAUACCUGACACGAGACUCCUCCAUCCUUGGUCCGCACCACUUGGACGAGUUCAUCCGUGUGUGGGCUGAGUACGACCCAGCCGCUUGUGGCCGUAUCAAGUACCGCGAUAUGUAUGAGAUGCUGCUCCACAUGUCCCCACCUUUAGGUUUGGGAAAGAAAUGUCCGCCACGAGUCGCCUACAAGCGUCUGGUGAAGAUGAACAUGCCCAUUGCCGACGACAACACGGUGCACUUCACCUCCACACUCAUGGCCCUGAUCCGCACUGCUUUGGAGAUCAAGCUGGCCUCAGGAAUGGUGGCCCAGCGUCUUUGUGAUGCCGAGCUGAAGAAGGAGCUGGCUACCGUCUGGCCAAACCUGUCCCAGAAGACCAUGGACCUGCUGGUGACUCCCCACAAACCCAAUGAGUUGACAGUUGGGAAAGUCUAUGCUGCUCUCAUGAUCUUUGACUACUACAAGCAGAACAGAGCCAAGAGACUACAGAUGCAGCAGCAGCAGGCCAAAGAGCAGACAGGACCUGGCCAACAGAAUAAAGUCAGAGCUCUCCUGGAGCCCAUCCUGCCUUUGACACCCAUGCAGGAGAAGACCAAGAGCACAGUUGACAGCCAGCCUCACAAACCCAGCUCUACCACUCUUAACAACGGACGUACACUUAAAUCUAGCCAUGAUAACGCCAUCAAAGCAUCCUCAUCCUGGGUGUCAGAGAAAACCAAAGAGGUUCAUAGAUCAAAGAGACGACCGAUCUCGAGAGGCCAGUCAGAGGACAUCUCAAAUGCAAACACUGCCCAGGUGUCAGUAGAGAUGAGGAAGAUGGAGAACAGUGCCAACACAGUAGCACCUGCUGGUUUAGAUGGUCAAGGGCGUGCAGUGUCCAUGCCCAAACUCAAUGCAGAGAUGCAGAGAAGUCAUUCUCGCCACUCUCCCGGAACUUUACUAGCACCUAUUCCUGACUCACCUAUGAGGCGCUCUGCAUCCACAUUUGCACCACAGCGCCCUCCAGAGGUUAACUUAAACGAAUACACUCUGGAGAAGCCUGUUCAGGAGCGACCACACCACCAUCAUCAUCAUCACCGCUGCCACCACCGCAGAGACAGAGAGAAAAAGCAGAGGUCACUGGACAGGUCACCCAGUGGCCAGCCUCCUAGCAUUGGCGGCACAGGAGCCGACCUCGGGGGAACCCUCUCGUCUCGGGAGAGGGGGCAUGAUCGAGGCCGUUCCCACGAGAGGAAGCACCAUUCAUCCACGGCGGAGAAGCAGCGCUACUACUCAUGUGACCGCUACGGCAGCCGGGAGCACUGCCCUGCCAAGCCUGCCCCUGCCAGCUGCGCCACCUCUCCUGGAGAGGCUCAGGAGACCACCUUCAGCAAGCAGGGCAGUGGUUGGGUUAAAGGGAGCCCGGUGUUGUUGAGCUCAGGGGCAAGCACGCCCAGCCGUGGGCGCAGGCAGUUGCCCCAGACACCCCUGACCCCGCGUCCUGCGGUGGCGUACAGGACCGCCAACUCCUCCCCUGUGUCCUUCAUGGGCACCCAGGCUACUCUGCCUGCCCCCCCAAUCCCCGGCAGGCUGAGCCGUGGGUUUUCCGAGCACAACGCCCUCCUGCAGUGUGGCUCUGGCCCCAGCUCGCCCUCCCCUGUCACCCGGAUCAGCUCCGAGCCCUUCCUGGGCCCACUGGACACCCGCUGCAACCUCUGGCCCCAGGCCUCCAGCCUUUUCGAGGAGCCUGCAGGCCGCUCACCCUGGACAGCAGGGCAGCAGAUAGUCACCCUCCCUCCCCUGCCCCAGCAGCAGCAGCAGCCCCAUGGGCUACCUAACGGGUACCACUACGUCCUGGGUGUACCCAGCAGCGAAAGGGCCCCACCCUACUACCCAGAAGCAGAGGAGGACGAAUGGUGCUAGUAUGGCUUUAACACAUAUACACACUCAGAAAUACACAUAUACACACAGAUCCUCUGCUGAUGAUGAUUUUUUGUGUUUUUUUUCCGUUUCUUGUCAAAUUUCGAUGAGUUUUAUCAUCUGUUGUUUCAUGGACAAUGUAUAUCACUUAUAUGUGGACAUUCUUUUGCUUUUAAAUUUGCAAGGGAGGGAAAACAGAGGCUACAUGUACAUUAUACAGAGAAAAAGAACGUACCAGACUGCUUUUCUUUUCCUUGUAUUCAAAUCUAUCCAAAUAGGCCCGAUGGGGUUCUUAAAUUCUGAUAGAUCAUGAUGUUUGAGAUACAGGGGUUAUUUCUCCUAACUCCUCACGUUUCUAAGAGAAAACACAGUCUAAGUGAUGUCAAAAAAAUGAGCAUAGUCUGUGUUUUAGAAGGCAGAGUUCUGCAGGGCUCUGGCCAGCUGUUCAAUGAGCUGUGUCUGCAAAUGCCCUCCAAAAUGCAAAAUCCCAUGAAAAAUGAUACUGUCUGGGAUUUCCACAUGUAACUUAUAGUGCUGAAAAACUCUAGCAGACACGUUGCUAAGGCAACAUUAUCUGCUUUGUGCAUUUCCCUUUCUCUGACAAACUGGACCAUGCCUGUAGGCUGUGUGACCCACACACAUUACACACUCAUGCAUACAUUUAUUUUACACUGUCCAUGAAGGUGAUGAAUGUUGUUUUGCUGCUGAUGACCAUUCCUAGCACAUAUCACUGUGUGUGACAAUGUUGAGGAUAUGGCAAAAUAUGAAAUGUAAUUUCUUUUGUAUCAAACUGUUGUAGAUCUUUUAUCUAUUCAUUAUGUGCGUUUUUUUGUAUUAUAUUGUAAAGAUAUUAUGGUGUUUUACGUAAAUUGCUUACAGUUUCACCAUCCUGUCAGGUCUACCGUUUCUUACAGACUGCUCCAGACGUUCUUACAAAGUGCCUAACCUUUUGAAUAUAUCGUAGUAAUGAUGCGACCUCAGACUUUUUUAAUGCAUCAACACGUAUGAGAGAGGGGACUGAGUAAGCUAGGGGCUACCUGGAACUACAAGGUGUUAUGACUGUAGGCCUUAAUCGGGAAGCAAAAGAAACCGUACCUUCAGUUUCGAAUUAGGUUUUGAAUGAAAAUGACAGUAUGAUUGUGUUCAUUUAUUUCCUCAUUUUCUAGUAGGGCUUUUGUUUCUUUUCAUACAUUUUAGAACAUGGAAUGGGGGAGGGGUACAAGCUUAGUUCAAAAUCAAAAUACUAGUUAGGGCAAAAUACGAACACUAAGGUAGUUGUAUAUCAGUCCAGAGCGGACCACAUAACCACACAGUUACACAAUUGCAUGAUUUUAAAAAUGACUGAGCUGGCGAAGGUGAUGAACACUUCCCCUUCUGGUGAAGAAGCUCAGCUGUGACAGCAUUGUUAGAUAUUUGCCUUAUCUUAUCUAAUGGUACAUAAAGACAGGAAUGAGGAGACUGCAGGAAAAGCCGGAGUGACAUUCACUCUCAAAGAUAAAGGUUCCUUAAUGGUUCUUGCCUAGGACAUUUGGUUUUGGGAGAAAUCUUUAAUUUGUAUAGAACGUUUACAUUGUGUGUAAAUUCUUUGAACUUUGAAAAGGGCCACUCUGGGCAGAAUGAGAACUAUAACCAUUGCGAUAUCUGCUUUAAACAUGCCUACUGGCUUCCAACUGUAGUGCCACAGUAGACCAGUUAGUGAUUUUUUUUUUGGGUUUGAAGAGACCAAAAAAUCCUCUUCAGAUGAUGAUCUUGAAGGUGGGAGGAAUGUUUAAAAAACAUAUAGUACUUCGGGGUGGAUAAUGCAGAUUGAAGCCUUGAAGUUUCUUGAAAGUUGAUCAUCACAUCUGUAUUUUUCAGAUUAGAUUUCUUUAUGCAGUGGGAAAGAUUCCGAGUGUUUGAGGUAUUUUGCACAAUGCAUUGAAACGUGAGAACACUGAUGCAUGAAAACACAAAAAGGAGACAAAAUCAUGCAUUCUGUCAAGCUUGUGAGGUUGAAGGACACAGUGCUGUGCUACUUAGUGAGAGUUCUUCACACUUGCCCUCAUUUACUAUAGCAUCCUCUGAAGAACCCUUCGUGCCACGUUUAUUUUUCAGAGUGUAGCUGAGCAUGAGAAACAGAGUUAGUGUGAUGGGCUUGUCUGUGUUUAGGUAAAAGUUUUCCAUCCAUGCCACUGAAUCAGGUACUUCCCCUGAGAUCCCCUCCAUCCAGCAUUUUCACAACUACCCUAACCGCCCUGCUGUUGGCUGUAUAGCCUUUCAGCUAGCUUGCUUUCAUCCUGCCCAUAACACAAGAGGAAUAUUUAGCCAUGAUGAUUGCUGAAUGGAGAAGCAGUAUCAGUGUUGGAAGCUGCCUGAGACAAAAAUGAAAAAAAAUUAAAAGCCCUGCAAAUGGGAUCUUGUGUCUUGGAGAAGAGAAAGUGAGUCAGAGUGGCUUUAGGAUACCUGAGCUGACCGAAACUCAAUUACAGCAAAUCUCACAUCGCAGUGUCUGAGCGCCACCACUUUCUUUUGUAGCACUGCAGAUCUAACUUGGUGUCCAUUUAGCGGCUUAGCAUGCAGUAAGCAAUGGGGGGAUAGUAAGAGGAUAGGGACUGUAAUGCCUCAGCCAUUCUAAUGGCAGGACUUUACUGAAAGAGAGGACUUUUUGACUUUUGUUUAAGUAGGGCUAUGCAACAAGAAGACACUUUUGACAAAUAAAAUAGACAAAAGAAAAAAAAAAUCAACACUUCAUUCAUUCUGUAGCUUUACUUGCUGGGAUGUCCAGAUUCAGCCUUCCGCAUGAUUGUGACCAAAUCUUUUCUAUAAAAAAAAGGAUUAAAAAAAAUGUAUGAAAAAGUAUAUUUUAGAAUGCAUAAAGGCACAAUGAUGAAACAAGCAGUAACAUCUUUAAGAAAAAAACUGCAAUCUUACGUAUCUGCAUGCAUCAGUUACCCACUUACAUCGUAAAAGACAAGCAGGUGUUUUAAAAAGAGAAGCAGAACAGUGGAUAUUUUUAUAUGUGCACUCUUACGCGGGAGAGUGCUUCAUUUAAAGGCCGUACUAAAACUGUUCCGAUGACUCCGAGUUGUCACUUUGUUCAUGUAGAAGUGUGGAACAACUUCUUUGCACUCCUGAUACAUCCACUGUCCUUUGGCAUGUCGCCAUCGUGGCUUCAAAUCGUACUUCAUAUAUACUCCACCUAAUCCAUAACUGCAGAUUUGUUAUUAUUUGAGGGGAGAAAAGUCACCUUCAACCCCUAAAACUUUCAUAGUUUGUUGCCAAACUGAAUUGCUCCAAGUCCUUUCUGCACAUCUAGUUUAAUGUGGCUGUUCUCCUUGGGAAAAAAACGUAAUGUUUGCAUGGUCUGACAAUGUAUGUGCAUGUUGAACUACACAUUGUUUAUCUUCGUACCUUUUUGAUACACUAUAUUCUUUCUGUUCAGAUUUUUAAAUGACCUUUGAUAUGAAUUAGGGGGUUUGUUGAGGGGAAAAAAGGAAAAAAAAAACUUUCUAUAAACACAGUAUUGAACAUUGUGGACAGCUCCUUCCACAGGACGGAGCUGGAACACCCUUUAUCUGGAUUCU
This is a messenger RNA of Pygocentrus nattereri (red-bellied piranha), 11937 nucleotides long. RefSeq names its product calcium channel, voltage-dependent, N type, alpha 1B subunit, a (gene cacna1ba). Gene Ontology annotation, molecular function: high voltage-gated calcium channel activity. Bases 1250 to 8377 code for a protein of 2375 amino acids. Gene Ontology annotation, biological process: chemical synaptic transmission; calcium ion import across plasma membrane. The record is from RefSeq and is a predicted model, not a curated record. Gene Ontology annotation, cellular component: neuronal cell body; voltage-gated calcium channel complex; membrane. NCBI's taxonomy places the organism in Eukaryota, Metazoa, Chordata, Actinopteri, Characiformes, Serrasalmidae. The transcript has 53 exons.